Messenger RNA from Punica granatum (pomegranate), 2146 nucleotides. The record is from RefSeq and is a predicted model, not a curated record. NCBI's taxonomy places the organism in Eukaryota, Viridiplantae, Streptophyta, Magnoliopsida, Myrtales, Lythraceae.
CCGACACAUCAACGACCAUUGCUUCCAACUUCAGCUCUCAGCCAUGGAGCCCGGCUGCAGAGGCAGAACCCUCUACCCUGCUCUGGGCAUUCUGUCGAUCCUCUUCUUCUUCUACCUCAACUCGGACCUCCCCAGCUUCAGCUUCCCGGCGCUGUGGCUCCCCACAAUGGGAUUCGUCGGAACGAAUUCGACCCACUUCGUCGAAGCCGAGGGUCAGCUCCAGUCAACGCUGUACGUCAAUGGGUGGAACUCGUACUGGCUGAUGGAGGAGAGCGUGUGGGGAAACUCGCGGCGCAGGGUGUCGAAGAUGCUCAGGAAGGGGGCGGAGAUGGGGAUGACCGUCUGCCGGACGUGGGCCUUCAGCGACGGCGGGGACGGGGCCGCCGCCUUGCAGACCUCCCCGGGCGUCUUCAAUGAGCGGGUCUUUAAGGGACUUGAUUAUGUUAUAGUUGAAGCACGAAGGAACCGUGUAAGACUGAUUCUAAGCUUAGUGAAUAACUUGGAUGCAUAUGGUGGUAAGGCUCAGUAUGUCCGGUGGGCGAGAGAAGCUGGACUGAAUGUCUCUUCAACCGAUUCCUUCUUCGCACAUCCUACUAUAAAGGAUUAUUACAAGGCCUACAUCAAGGCAAUUGUGACAAGGAAAAACUCUUUAAGUGGAGUUCGUUAUUUUGCCGAACCUGCUAUAUUUGCCUGGGAGCUGAUGAACGAACCGCGUUGUUCAUCGAGUUCAUCCUCCCCCAUCCUUCAGGCUUGGAUUACCGAGAUGGCUGCAUUUAUUAAGAGCUUGGACCCAAAACACCUUGUGACAGUUGGUACUGAGGGAUUUUAUGGGUCUGCCACUGCCACAGGAGGAAAACUGGGAGUAAAUCCUGGUGAAUGGGCGGCUUCACUUGGAACCGACUUUCUACAGAAUUCAGCCAUCAAGGACAUAGAUUUUGCCUCCGUUCAUGCAUACCCUGAUAGCUGGAUCCCGAAGGCAGAUUUGGAAGCGAAAGUGAAGUAUCUCUCGCAAUGGGUGGAUUCUCAUAUAAAAGAUGGGGACAACACAUUAAAGAAGCCCGUUUUGUUUACUGAAGUUGGAUCCUCCUUGCAUGAUACCAAAGGAGUAUAUGAGAGAGAGGUUUUCUUGAAGACAAUCUAUGACAAAGUAUAUGACUCUGCUAAGAAGAGGCAAGCAGGAGCAGGAGCCCUGAUCUGGCAGUUGCUGGUGGAAGACAUCGGAAGAUAUGGUGACCGAUUCUCUCUGGUGGCCUGGCAUCAUCCUUCCACGUACAACUUGAUCCAAAAGCAAUCAUGCAAGUUAAGGAGUCUCUUUGCAACUAAAAGUGACAGAAGUAAGAAAUUGCGCAAGAGUGAUCCUUGCUUUGAUCAUGGGUCUUGAUAAGACAUGUCAGAUGGAUUGAACAUCAUGCAGAUCAAGUUACGAGUUUGAUGCUCAUGGGGUUUCCCAUAGGGUUCCAAUGGGUCUAAGUGCUUGCAUAAAUCUACAUAUUGUUAUAGUCAAAGUCAGCCGAGCAAGUAGGAUGAACCAGCUAACUCUAUGUGGUUCCCAGUGGUCAUUGAGUUGCAUAUGGGUCAUGUGCACAGUGCGUAGCCAUGAACUAAUACGGCACAUGGUGAAGCCAACUAUUUCGUCUGGUUAAUUAUGACAACUACGAGGUAGAUGGAUAUCAAAUCUGAUUUUGAUGAGGAUUUUGACUAGAAUUUGGGAAGUUACUUUGUCUGCAGGGGAAGGAUCUUGAUGUUCUCGGCUGCAAGGAAAGGCUUACAGACAAAAAGUCUGCGGAAUCUGCCGGAUGCAUGUGUAUAGAACGUUAUAGAGUUGAAAUACGCAAUACGAGUUUCUGUAGUUAGGAAAAGUUAAGAGUUCGAAGCUUGCUGAUAAGUUAUGUAUAAUAGGUAAUGAUUUGUACUGCGGCCUUGCUUACUUCCUUCUCCGUUGACAUUCUUUUGUAGAUCUUACUAGCAAGUUUCCACUGCAUCUGAUUCUCAAGGAAUCGAUGGAAUAGGAGCUUGUACCUGGGCUGGAUAGGCUUCGGCUUCUAAUAGAAACAAUUUUGUUCAUUGAUUUGGUCCAUUUGCCAUGUAAACUAAUUGUUUCAUCGAACUGGCAGGUUCUACGUCGAUCUAACUUUCUUAAUUCUUA